Molecule: messenger RNA, 144 nt
Organism: Penicillium digitatum Pd1
Lineage: Eukaryota; Fungi; Ascomycota; Eurotiomycetes; Eurotiales; Aspergillaceae
Source: RefSeq, a predicted model, not a curated record
AUGAGUUUUCGUCGGUUUAUAUCUGACAGGAGAUUACAAUUCAGCCUCUUCGACCUCAUCCUUUGCGUGCGUGUUUGCACCGCCUGUCAUAGGCUUCGGAAGGCUGGAAAGCAGUUACAUGCCAAACAGGCAUUCGAUGCAUGA